CUUCGACGACCCGGGGCAGAGCUCCGCGAUCCAAGCGCCAGGCUCGCCGAGCGAAGUGGGCGGGCGGCUCGGGACCAUGGCCAGGGCCGGCAUGGAGCGCUGGCGUGACCGGCUGGCCCUGGUGACGGGAGCCUCGGGGGGCAUCGGCGCGUCCGUGGCCCGGGCGCUGGUCCAGCAAGGACUGAAGGUGGUGGGUUGUGCCCGCACCGUGGGCAACAUCGAGGAGCUGGCCGCCGAAUGUAAGAGUGCAGGCUACCCCGGGACUUUGAUCCCCUACAGAUGUGACCUGACAAAUGAGGAGGACAUCCUUUCCAUGUUCUCGGCUAUCCGUUCUCAGCACAGCGGUGUGGACAUCUGCAUCAACAAUGCCGGCCUGGCCCGGCCGGACAGCCUGCUCUCAGGCAGCACCAGUGGUUGGAAAGCCAUGUUUGAUGUGAACGUGCUGGCCCUCAGCAUCUGCACACGGGAAGCCUACCAGUCCAUGAAGGAGCGGAACGUGGAUGAUGGGCACAUCAUUAACAUCAAUAGUAUGUCUGGCCACCGAGUGACACCCCAGUCUGUGGUCCAUUUCUAUAGUGCGACCAAGUACGCCGUCACUGCAUUGACAGAGGGACUGAGGCAAGAGCUUCGGGAGGCCCAGACCCAUAUCCGAGCCACGUGCAUCUCUCCAGGUCUGGUGGAGACACAAUUCGCCUUCAAACUCCAUGACAAGGACCCUGAGCGGGCAGCUGCCACCUACGAGCACAUAAAGUGUCUCAAACCUGAGGAUGUGGCCGAGGCAGUCAUCUAUGUCCUCAGCAGCCCUCCACACGUCCAGAUUGGAGACAUCCAGAUGAGGCCCACGGAGCAGGUGACCUAGUGCACUGAGGGGGAGCUCCUCCUUCCUUCCCCACCCCUCAC
Messenger RNA from Otolemur garnettii (small-eared galago), 900 nucleotides. RefSeq names its product dehydrogenase/reductase 11 (gene DHRS11). Lineage: Eukaryota; Metazoa; Chordata; Mammalia; Primates; Galagidae. Gene Ontology annotation, molecular function: oxidoreductase activity. Bases 77 to 859 code for a protein of 260 amino acids. The record is from RefSeq and is a predicted model, not a curated record. The transcript is spliced from 7 exons.